This is a messenger RNA of Lagopus muta (rock ptarmigan), 5073 nucleotides long. RefSeq names its product DNA polymerase nu (gene POLN). Bases 1696 to 4209 code for a protein of 837 amino acids. The transcript has 24 exons. Gene Ontology annotation, molecular function: DNA binding; DNA-directed DNA polymerase activity. Gene Ontology annotation, biological process: double-strand break repair; DNA-templated DNA replication. Lineage: Eukaryota; Metazoa; Chordata; Aves; Galliformes; Phasianidae. The record is from RefSeq and is a predicted model, not a curated record.
ACCAGAUGUAUCCUGUGACUUCAAAAAUCCCUCACUGUUUUACUCUGCUUAAGGUUUUUGAGCGCUGUGCUGGAGGUUGGUCAUGUGGUGUUUUCAUUUUUCUUUCUCACAAAUGAGUUUAGAGAUGCUCUUUGUCUUCUGCAUCUACAACUCAAGCUAUUAUGAAAGCUUUAGAUUAUUGCAUACGCAAACUGAAACAGGAUUACCUCUUUGGAGCUAGAUAGACAAAAUUUAAUGUGGCUUGAUGGCUAUUCCUCUUUGAUAGUUUUUUGUAUUUGUAAGUAAUUUCUGGUACAAGUAAGCAAUCUGCUUGUGAUCUUGAACUAAGAACAAUAUUUCUGUGUAAAGAAAAGGGUGUAUUGUUGAUAGUCAGACUUGACCCAAAAGGCUAUUUAUACACAGAACUUAGUAAAAGAAGAUCAGAAUAACAUAUUUGUAGAGGAAUUAAAUUACUUAACAGCAGUUCUUGGUGGAGAAUGUACUAUCUUGAGUCCUUUGGAAAUGUUCCGUGCAUACCUAGUGUUUGUGGUAAGUUCUGUGCUUUGUACUGAUCUAGCUAUGUGAAGUCAAGCAGUCUGUCAGUAUGGGUGCCUUGUCUCUAGUUCUCCCAAAUGCUUUUUUAUCUAGUGGCUCCAAGUAUUUUGUAUGUAUUGUCUUGUAGCCAUACUCUACAAGUGGAAAAGCAGCUGUUUUUGGAGAGGGGAGGAAAGAAAGGGUAAAAUUGAGAACAUCAGUAGCUGUGCUUAAAUCUUGUAGAGGCUUUAGGCAUGAUUGACUUUACACAGACCAAUGUAGUCAUGUUAAUACUUGACUAUGUAAAUUAUACAGAACUUAUGAAAUAGAAGGUUUUUUGUAUGCAUGUUUUCUAAAACUGUAUUACUGGUCUUUGUGCAUGAUGAUAGUAACUCUUCUUUCAUCACAAGUUGGUGCUGUUUUGACAGUUAGAUCAAGAAAAACAUCCAUGAAUUAAAACUUGAGGACUAACAACAGUAAAGUUGUACAUAUGAUAGAUAUAGGUAAAGUUAUGCGUAUGUUAGAUAUAGGCUAGAUUGAACAUACUGGGGGGAGUAUUUUCAACAGUAAUUAAACAGAGUAAUCCUUGUUUGUCAGUCUCUUAUUAGAAGUUAGCUGUACUUAAGACUGCAUAAUUUUUAGAAGGACAAGGGGAAAUGGUUUUAAGUUGAGGGAAGGAAGAUACAGGUUGGAUGUCAGAGGGAAUUCUUUACAGAGAAUGGUGAGAUACUGGAACCUCUGGAACCUGAUGAGGCUGUCCAGAGAGGCUGUGGAUGCCCCAUCCCUGGAGGUGUUCAAGGCCAGGUUGGAUGGGGCCCUGGGCAGCCUCGUCUAGUAUCAAAUGUGGAGGCUGGUGGCCCUGCAUGUGGCAGGGGGGUUGGAGAUUCAUGAUCCUUGAGGCCCAUUCCAACCCUGGCCAUUCUGUGAUAAUUUUUAUCAGUGUACUAAAACACUGUAUUUCAAGAUGUUUCACUUUGUAGGUUUUGUAAUUGCUAAUUUUUAUUUGCAAUACUUCAGAAUACUUUAGGCAUGUCGGGAGAAAAUCUAUUAAGGCAAAUGGAUGGCUGAACACAGUCAUUGUAUUUUGUCUUUAACUUAAACAGAAUUAAAGUGCAGACUGGUUUCUGACUGAUACAAUGCAUAAUUCAUAUAUGUAUUCUGUGUUUAGGCUUAAUCAUAAAAAUGGAGCAUUACACAUCAUACAUAGGAUGUGGGAUUUCUGAGGUGCCUUUAUCUGAUACUGCUCAGAGGAUUAUGUCAGCUUUGCAGUCUAUUCCUGCAGGAGUUCAGACUAGCAGAAAAAAUAAUCAGAGUAAAGAGAAGACAAAGGAAGAUAAACUAGGUGAUAAGGAUGCAGGUCUGAAAAAUGAAAAGGCAAGCACUGAUUCCACAGUUGCCUUAUUAAAAUCAUCUGCCAGCUCUGAAAAAAGUACUGCUGGUGAGACAGUCAGGAUGGCACAUACCAAAGAAAUCCCGAGCUUCUACUGGGAAUUAGGCUCUACUGAAUGGGGAUAUAGAGAAAGAAACCUUACAGCAGAAGAAAGAAACAUGGCAGAUAGUGAAAAGAAUUUAGUUACCCCCCUUAAAAGAAAGCAAGAGGUACCUACGUAUUGUUUGGGAAAAAAAAGAUUACUUGUUAAGAAACGCAUUUCACAUGAGAGGAGAUAUAACUGGACUUCCAGACAAGCAGAGCAUUCUGAAAAUGACUUUUGUGAUAUCAGGAGUUUAGGAUAUGAAGAAAAAAGAGAAUUGAUUGCAAAUAUAAAAGAAGCAGUGGCUUUUGUAACUACCAUGAUAUUUCUAGAUGGUUCUUCACAGCUCAACUCAGAGCAGACCACCUUAGCCUCGUCAGUGAAGGGAAUUGUUGUAUUAGUGAAGAGUCGAACAGAUCGCCUUUGCUCUCUCAGUUUCUCUUCAACUGCCAGUACUUGCAGCACUGCUAGUCCAAGUGAUAAAUUCAUUUAUUUGGAAACUGAAUGCUCUUCCCUUUGGGAGCAAGAAGAACAGGCUCACAACAAAUUUGCCCGGCAAGUGUUGUUUCAAAUACUACGCUGCAAAGUUCCAGUUAUCUGCUUCAAUGCGAAAGAUUUCCUGAAGACAGUACUUCAAAUUUAUGGUAAUGGAAUUAGCUGGAAACAAGUUGCAGAGAGCGUCGUGUUGGAUCCAAGGAUUGCAGCGUGGCUGAUAAACUCCAGUGACACAGUUCCCUCUUUUGAAUGCCUAAUGCAGUAUUUUGAAAAAUCUUAUUCAGUGGAAACAGUAAAUACAGAUACAGGUGCUUUGAGAAAUUCCUUGCAUCAAAACUUGGUUAUGAAUUUGCAAAAACUUUAUACUAUAAUGAUGGGCCUCGCUCAUGAUUUACAGGUUCAAGGUUUGUGGAAAUUAUUUUGCACAUUAGAGCUUCCACUGAUCAAAGUUCUGGCAGUGAUGGAAACUCACAAAAUACAUGUGGACAAACAAGAACUGAAAAAAACAUCAGAGAUUCUAGGGUUGAGACUCAAAGAACUCGAAGAGGAAGCCCAUCAAAUUGCUGGAGAACGAUUCCUUUUGACCAGCAGUAGUCAACUUAGAGAAGUACUGUUUGAGAAGUUAAAACUGCAUACGCUGUGUGAAAAAAUUCCCAGAACUGAAAGACAGCAAGUUGCAUCCACCUCAGAAGUUGUGCUCAGUAAGUUACAAGAUCUUCAUCCUCUGCCUAAGCUUAUGUUAGAAUACCGGCAGGUUCGUAAGAUGAAAUCAACCUACGUGGAUGGGCUAAGAACAUGCAUGAGAAAGGGAUUUAUUUGCCCUACAUGGAAUCAGACAGGAACUGUGACUGGCAGACUUUCAUCCAAACGUCCAAACAUUCAAGGUAUCUCUAAACAUCCAGUGAGAAUUAAAAAGAAACAGUACAUAAAAGGAAAAGAGGAGGAAAUAGUAACCAUUUCCCCACGAGCACUAUUUGUUUCAAAGAAAGGAUAUACGUUUUUAGCAGCAGAUUUUUCACAAAUUGAAUUAAGGAUCCUUGCUGACUUAUCAGCUGAACCAGAACUGUUGAAACUAUUCCAAGAGCCUGAAACCACUGAUAUAUUUACCUCAUUGGCUUCUCAAUGGAAGGGCAUUCCAAGUGAACAAGUGAAACAAACUGAUAGAGAGCAAGCAAAGCGUAUCGUUUACUCAGUGGUUUAUGGAGCAGGUAAAGAACGUCUUGCAGAAUGUUUGGGAAUUACUCCUCUUGAAGCUAGUUGCUUUAUAGAGAGUUUUAUGCAAAAAUACAAGAAAGUACAUGAAUUUACCAAGAAAACCAUUGGACAAUGCCAAAAUAAAGGUUAUGUGGUUUCCAUUAUGGGACGCAAAAGACUGCUUGCUAAUAUCAAUUCACAGGAUUACAAACUACGCACUCAAGCAGAGAGGCAGGCUGUCAAUUUUGUUGUUCAAGGAUCUGCAGCUGAUCUUUGCAAAAUGGCUAUGGUUGAGAUUUUUACCUCUGUUGUGGUUUCUCCAACUUUAACAGCCAGAUUAAUUGCUCAGAUUCAUGAUGAGUUGUUGUUUGAAGUAGAAGAUUCCCAAAUCCAGGAAUUUUCAGCACUGGUGAAAAGAACAAUGGAAUCCCUUCAGCAAACCACAGCCUUGGAAGUGCCACUGAAGGUUCCCUUGAAAGUGCUUCUUACCACUGGGAAAUCAUGGGGGUGUAUGACAGAAUUGCAGGAGAUGUAAAACAGUCAUCGGGGAUGUUAUUCAGUACCCGUACACCUCAUUGGCCUGUGCUGAUUCCUCACUGAAUCACUAGGCAACAGCGCUGCUGGAUCUUUCAUAAGCACCUAAUACUCUGCAUGUGAAUUUUUUUACUUCAUUUUGUCUGUAGCCCUAGGCAACAGCAGUGAGAUAAAACUGGAUUUUACCAGUUCAUUGUGUUUCCUUUAGCCAAGGUAACCAGCAGGGAGCUGCUUUUGUUCAGAGCUAAACUGCUACAUGCAAGAAAUGAAGCAAGACAACAUUAACCCUUUGGGAACACGACAAAUAUAUUUGAGUUAAAUGCACGUUUUGAUUAUAAUAUUUAAUAUUUGGCGAAGUGCUUUUGUAAAAAUACAUAUAAUCUAGAAUUAGAAAGACACUAUUUGAAGCUGCUUAACUGUUGCAUUCAGCUUAUUCUGUAAUUUGUAAGUAAAUGGCAGCUGCUGAAUGUCUUUUUUACAAAGACUUAGAAAAGAGUUACUUGUAAGUGAAGAGUUUUCACUUUACUUUGUAUUUAGGAUUUUAGAGUAAAACAAGUAAAUGAAAACUGCAUUAAAUGUAUUAAAAAUAGCCAGAAUGUUGUCAGUUGUAUUAAUUUCAAACUCAGAUUGUACACUGUAGCUUUAGCAUACUUUAGAGGAAGUAUUUUAGUUUUCCCUGAUUUAUUAUUUUUAUUAUUGAUAUAAUACUAAAUACAGUUUAGAUAAAUGUUGAGAUUCAGACUUACACUUUAAAGGAUUCAAGCUGCUUCUUCAGUGUUUGAAUUUGUUAUUGAUACUUCAUUGUUCUGUAGAGUUCAUUCUUUAAGUAAAUUUGUUUUAUAAAUAUUUACUGUUUGCCAAAUUC